CAGAGGUGGGUUUGGUUGAGGGAGUUUGUUUGUGUGCGAGGCAGUCGGGGCCCGCGGAGGGGGGCAGUCGGAGCCGUCCCAGAAGGAGCUACUAACUUGGAGAAAGCUGUCAUCUUGUUCCAAGCCAAAAACCCCUGUGCUCAGAAGGUCUGGUUAGUGAUUGGUAGGUUUUUGCAUCGGCUGGGGCACAGGCUGCUCUUGGAAUCCAGGCCAUGACCAGCAGAGGAGCUGCGAGGCCAAAUGGUCAGUCACAGGCCAGCAAGAUUUGUCAGUUCAAGCUAGUACUACUGGGUGAAUCAGCAGUAGGAAAAUCCAGCCUGGUGCUGCGUUUUGUCAAGGGACAGUUCCAUGAAUACCAGGAGAGCACCAUUGGUGCGGCUUUCCUCACACAGUCUGUCUGUCUAGAUGACACAACAGUAAAGUUUGAAAUCUGGGAUACAGCUGGUCAGGAAAGAUAUCACAGUUUGGCCCCUAUGUAUUACCGAGGAGCUCAAGCUGCCAUUGUGGUUUAUGACAUAACCAACCAGGAAACGUUUGCACGAGCAAAAACAUGGGUGAAAGAACUUCAACGGCAAGCUAGCCCAAACAUUGUUAUAGCCUUAGCAGGAAAUAAGGCUGAUCUUGCCAACAAGCGCAUGGUAGAAUACGAAGAGGCCCAGGCUUAUGCAGAUGACAACAGUCUAUUGUUUAUGGAGACAUCAGCUAAGACAGCGAUGAAUGUUAACGAUCUCUUCCUGGCAAUAGCUAAGAAACUGCCAAAGAGUGAGCCCCAGAGCACAGGCGGUGCCAUGGGUCGGAAUCGAGGUGUGGACCUCCAUGAGCAGUCCCAGCAGAACAAGAGCCAGUGUUGUAGCAACUAAGCAGUGGCAGUAAAGCAGCCGGCGAGAGAUAAGAUAUAACCUCCAUUCCCACCCCACUCCACCACACCUCACCUCCAAUAACAGCAUCGGCACACUUGGAAGCCGCCCCCUUCCUUCCUUCUCCUGAGAGCUCCGUUUAACUGCACUUCUAAUGCUUCAGAAACCACCACCAGACGUCUGUUACCACCACCACCCCAAGGAAAAGUGGAGAUAGACCGACCGGGGACUUAACUUCCAAAAACAAACUCUUCUUCACUUUGUAUUAUAGGUGCAAAUAGCUACCUACUUACUGGGAUUCCCCUGCUCUGUUUUCUCCCAGAUAAUAUUCCUUUCCUUCAUUGCCUCUCCCAACAGUCUUGUCUUCACUCUGAUAAAAUCUGUGUUCUUGGUCCUGUAACAUUCACCUUCUCUUCACCUCCACCUCUCUUUGUUUUGUCCAGUGGGGGAGGAUCAGAAGUGAGGGGGAACUUAAUUCUUGUAGAUUUAUUUUUAAGAGUAAGGUUAAUUAUUAUUUUUUUCAAAAAUGCAGAAUUUUUGUGAGGUCCUCAGAGUUUUUUUUUAAUCAUUUGUUUCCAGUGUUCAGAAAAGCUGCAGUGUCCUUCAUGAUCUUUUUCCAGGGCAGUCUUUUGUGGCUGGUUUGGAGAGGUAAAUGGUAUCUGAACUUCCGCUGAUGUCUUGCUUGCUGUGAUAUCGGUAUGGCAGUAGGUCCCAGUGGCACAAAUAGUAAAAUCAUGUCUGUGAAAACAGAAAAUGAAGAACAGUUUUCCCAAACUCUUGGCACUCGUUGGCUAUUUUAGAUGUAUUCUUGGUCAGGAGGGCUGUGAACGGAGGGAUGCUCAUUUGAGGUCAGUCUCACUGGCAGGAAUGGCAUUCUGAAGUAAAAGCCUGUUGUGUGUCACCUUCGGUUAACAUUCAGAUUGCAUUAACGAGUUAUCAGAGUCCUGUUAAGGCUAUUCAUUUCUUUGCUCAAGAAGUAUGACCAGCAGUCUGAAACAAAAAUGGACAAGAGAGACUAAGCUUUCUUCAGUUGCUUGGCCCUACAGUAGUGGAGCCUAUCAGUUUCCUUUUUGAUAGGUUGUAUUUAGCUUGGCCCUCAUACGGCAAUAACACAUUAUAUGUACAGCAUUGCAUGUUUUGUAGAAUGUUGUUCUAAGUUGCCAAAAGGAAAAACACCCUUACAACUUCAGCAGAAUAUUUGAAAAGCCUUUUCCUAGUGAUUCUUACAGACUUUAAAGGUUUUGGUCUACAGGACUGAGGGUGCAAUGAAAUGAGAAGCAGCAUGCUAGGUAGGAGAUGCUAAGAAGAGGACCAGUACUGUACUCUCAAUACCCUUUCCUUGCCAGGGAGACCCAGCUUGCCUUGACUCUUUCCUACACCCUUGUAAAAUCUCCCCCUUGCCCUAUAUAACAUUAUUCCAAGGUAGCAGGUGGUGUGCUGGAGCAACCCCACCUACCAGACCUUAAGGCCCAGCCUGUUCAUCCUUAAGGGCUGUCUAAUGCAAGAACUGUUUAAAUUAAAAGAUAUCUAGCCCUUUUACAUUCAGUUUACUCUGUAAAUAGGAUAGCACAAACGUGUAUGUAUAAAAAGGGGGGGGCAUGGGAGGGGGGAUUUUUACUCCCUUGCAAUUAGCUAAACAGUCAUAGCUUUUUAAACUUAUUUGUAGAUAGUGCUGAUCUGUAAGAUUAAGCAUGCUACCAUCUCACCCGCAACUUGCUCUUUGAAUAGCUUCCAGUGGUCCAGUGUCUUUGGAAGGAAUCAAUCUUAAUCUGAACAGUGGCCUUCGCAGAGUCGGUGAUGAAUUCAUUUGACCACCACCCCCCCCAGCACACUUGACUUUUUAAAAGCUUCACACAAGAAUUCAGUUUCUGAAGUGGAAUGAUUCACCAAUGUUGUCCAGAUCUUGCUCUAAGACAGUUUGCUAUCAAUACAAGCAUCACUUCAUAUGAGCACCAAUUUGGUGUAUUCUGAUCUCAAAUCUGUAGAUUUCUAAUGUGAAUCCUUCUGUAGCAGGACCUGAAAUGGGCCAUUCACACAAGCAUAGCCUUUCCUAUUUUUUUCCAAGCACAGUUUAUAAGCACUCUCAUUUUGCACAUCCUUUGCACCUGUACUUUCUGUAGGCAUGUGUUUACUUACCUGUUCCCAUCCAAGGUAACUUAGAUACUGAUGCCACUCACGUAACGCCUGCACUGAGGACUUAAGUUUUGUUUUAUUCACCCUUGUAGCCAUGUAUUGACUUUACUAAUUCCUGCAUUGCUGUUGGACAUAUUUUAUUGCCUUUGAAAAAGGGUGUCUAGUGGCUAUUAAGAAGAAGCCAGGCUUCCUUCUUGUCUCCUGAAAACCUAGCAGGAAGACUUCAAAGCAGAGUGCUUGCAAAUGGCACAUGCUGUAUCAUUCUGCCCCAUGCACUUCGCAUAAGGGUGCAGAACUGCCUCUUCUCUACUGCUGUGCAUGUGACUUGAGAAGCUUUCAAGGAUUCUGAAGUCUACAUUAUUUUAGGGAAGCCCCAGGACAUUUCCAUAUGUGUUUCAAACUCUGAAACUCACAUUUGUGUCAGGUUUGAGUCCUGUAGGUGGGAGAAACCGGGAAUGGACUCUUGUACCUUCAGUUGUUCUCACGGAAGCUUUUCUCAUUGAUCUUCCUGUCUACUUCUUCUGUGCAUAUAAUUGGUAUUGUUUCCUCAUAUAGGAGAGCCUAGGAAUGGGAAUAAGGCUGCCUUCUCCCUUGCCAACAGAGCUAUGAUGAUGUUUUAACUUCCAUUCAUGACACAGCAAACAUAGAUUUUGUAUUUAAACUAACCUCCACAUGGUUCGCAUUUGGGUUUUUUGUGCUUCCUGAGCAAGUGAGGACACUGCAGCUUUUUCUUAAAACAUAACAAACACAUACUUUCUCUUCUGCUUUAUUUUCCUUUUCUGAUCAGGGUUUUUUUUGUGCUUUUGAAAAAGCUCUUUCAUUGCAUUUGAAAUAACUAUCAUGGUAACAGAAUUCAACUGCUGAUUUACCGAUGUAUUUAAUGUAAGUAAACAAAAAUCAGUGUA
Molecule: messenger RNA, 3895 nt
Organism: Anolis sagrei ordinatus
Lineage: Eukaryota; Metazoa; Chordata; Lepidosauria; Squamata; Anolidae
Gene: RAB5B
Product: RAB5B, member RAS oncogene family
Cellular component (GO): Golgi apparatus; endosome
Molecular function (GO): GTP binding; GTPase activity
Source: RefSeq, a predicted model, not a curated record